Molecule: messenger RNA, 630 nt
Organism: Sphaeramia orbicularis (orbiculate cardinalfish)
Lineage: Eukaryota; Metazoa; Chordata; Actinopteri; Kurtiformes; Apogonidae
Gene: gng5
Product: guanine nucleotide binding protein (G protein), gamma 5
Exons: 3
Coding region: 129-335 (68 amino acids)
Biological process (GO): G protein-coupled receptor signaling pathway
Cellular component (GO): heterotrimeric G-protein complex
Molecular function (GO): G-protein beta-subunit binding
Source: RefSeq, a predicted model, not a curated record
GUGGAACUUGAUGCUGAAAAUGUAAAGAACCGGAAUCCGGAUGUUAUCAUCUGUGCUUUUUGUUUCAGCAUCCAGCCCCGAAUACCGCCCACCACAGAACGGCCAAUUUUCUGACAAACACUUCAAAAAUGUCGGGUUCCUCCAAUCUCGUUGCCAUGAAAAAAGUUGUACAGCAACUCCGUUUCGAAGCCAGCAUAAACAGAGUGAAGGUCUCACAGGCUGCUGCAGACCUUCAACAGUUUUGCAUGCAGAAUGCUCUGCAGGACCCUCUGCUCACCGGGGUGUCCUCCAGCACCAACCCCUUCAGGCCACAGAAGGUCUGCUCCUUCUUGUGAAAUCCCUGCAUUCAUUGGCCUCGAUAAUGAUACUACAGGGAAAAAAUGACCUCAACACUGCUCCUCAUGCCAAGCCAUUACACUGCCACGGGAUCUCCUGCGUGUCCAACACAUUGGAAGAUAACCAUCAAUUUUCAGUCACAAUAGAAGAAAGGAGACAGUUUUAUUUUUCAUGGCACAGUGUGAUUUUCAGAUGAAUUGUUGUGCCUUUUCUAUUGUUCUAUUUUAGCCAUCACUGUUCUAAAUUUUUGUAUUUAAAGAAUAAAAAAAUAAAAAGCAUUCUUUACUACUCAAA